This is a messenger RNA of Rhagoletis zephyria (snowberry fruit fly), 417 nucleotides long. RefSeq lists its product as uncharacterized. NCBI's taxonomy places the organism in Eukaryota, Metazoa, Arthropoda, Insecta, Diptera, Tephritidae. Gene Ontology annotation, molecular function: odorant binding. The record is from RefSeq and is a predicted model, not a curated record.
AUGAAAUCGUACGGUUCUAAACAAGCGCUCUUGGUCGUUGUGCUCUGCAGUCUAAUAUCGCAGCUGCUCGCGGCUGAUGACAAAACCGCACGCGAAACAUGUAUCCAGCAGUCGAAGUUGAGUGCCGAUGACGCGAAUCGUGUGAGAAGCGCUACUUCUAUAAGUAAACUUCUACAAAAUAACUCCGCCACAUUGGAAUGUUUCCAAUUGUGCUACUAUCAACAAGUCGGUCUCAUAGACACUAGUGGCAAAAUUACAUUGACUAAAGUGUUGGCUUACCUCGUGCAAGUCACUGGUAUAUCGGAUGCAACGAAAUUAACUGCUGCACUGCGCGCAUGCGAGUCGGUGCAGGCUACCAAUCAGUGCGAUAAGGUAUAUCAAUUUGAGAAGUGCACUUUCAACAAAUUGGGUAUUUGA